Molecule: messenger RNA, 2359 nt
Organism: Aedes aegypti (yellow fever mosquito)
Lineage: Eukaryota; Metazoa; Arthropoda; Insecta; Diptera; Culicidae
Gene: Brf
Product: transcription factor IIIB 90 kDa subunit
Exons: 4
Coding region: 144-2078 (644 amino acids)
Biological process (GO): transcription by RNA polymerase III; DNA-templated transcription initiation; transcription preinitiation complex assembly
Cellular component (GO): transcription preinitiation complex; nucleus; transcription factor TFIIIB complex
Molecular function (GO): RNA polymerase III type 3 promoter sequence-specific DNA binding; TBP-class protein binding; RNA polymerase III general transcription initiation factor activity
Source: RefSeq, a predicted model, not a curated record
UUUCUUUUGGAAUCAUUCUGCAAAUGGUGUGCGGCUCUCCGAACUAGAUUGUUCAUUGAAUUUUGCUACUUUAUUUAACAAAUCUUUGAGUAACGUAUUAUACUCAUUGGAAGAAAAGAUACAGUAAUUAUAUAAAAGCCGAAAUGUCCGGUCGAAAGUGUAAUAAUUGCGGGAGUGCUGAAAUCGAAGUCGAUAAUGCCCGUGGCGAUGCAGUGUGUACAAAUUGCGGUUCGGUUUUGGAAGAUAACAUUAUCGUUUCGGAAGUGCAAUUCGAAGAAAAUGCUCACGGAGCGUCCAGUGCGGUUGGACAGUUUGUGGCUUCCGACUCGAAGGGUGGCGCUACGGCGUACGGAAAGUUCCAUGUUGGCACCGGGACAGAAUCGCGCGAGGUAACGCUUCGUAAGGCCCGGCAAGGAAUUACGCACUUGUGCCAUCAGCUGCAUUUGAACAACCAUUGCAUCGAGACGGCUUGUAACUUCUUUAAAAUGGCCCUGAUCCGACAUUUGACCAGAGGAAGGCGAAAUACCCACAUCUAUGCCGCUUGCGUCUACAUUACCUGCCGUACGGAAGGAACAUCUCACCUUCUGAUCGACAUCAGUGAUGUACUUCAAAUUUGUUGCUACGAACUUGGUCGUACAUACCUUAAACUAUCGCAAGCUCUCUGCAUUAACAUUCCAUCUAUUGAUCCCUGCAUCUAUAUCAUGCGUUAUGCCAACAAGUUGGAAUUCGCCGAAAAAACUCAUGAAGUAUCAAUGACAGCGCAGCGUUUGGUCCAACGGAUGAAAAAGGACUCCAUCCAUUCUGGUCGACGUCCUUCGGGACUUUGUGGUGCGGCCUUGUUGCUAGCUGCCCGUAUGCACGAAUUCAGCCGUACACCGAACGACAUUGUUCGGAUUGUGAAAAUCCAUGAGUCAACACUUCGCAAGCGGUUGGUCGAAUUUGGUGAAACUCCAAGUAGUGCACUGACGUUAGAUGAGUUCAUGUCUGUCGAUUUGGAAGCUGAACAGGAUCCACCGGCAUUCAAGGCAGCUAGAAAAAAAGAUAAGGAACGUUUGCAGAAAUUAGAAGAGUCCAGCACGGAGUUCAAUCAAUUACAAGCGGAAAUCGAUGCAGCGUUAGAGAAAGAUUUGCAUAAAAGUAGAGGUAGAAAGCGUAAAUUCAAAGGUGAAGAUAUCUCAGUGGAUGAGGUGGGUGAAACGGAUCAAUUUAUCCAAGAGUCUACCUUAGAGGUUAUCACGGAAUGUUUGGAAGAAAACCCUGAUGAAACCAACGUUGACUCCAAGAUUAAUGGUCGACGUAAGAUUGUUCCGGAGGGUAUAAAACCAGAUUUACUGGCAAUGUGCUCUAAUAAUACCGAUCGAAAAGAAAAAAUCGAAACCAGAGAAGACGAUGGAGAACUCUAUUUAGAUGACCUGGAUGAUGACGAAAUAAAUGGCUACAUAAUGACAGAAGAAGAAGCUCGUUAUAAAGAUAUGAUGUGGAAUCGACUACAUGCAGAGCAUCUGAAAGAGAUGAAAGAAAAGGAAGAACGUUUAGCAAAAGAGCGCGAAGAAGGAAAACCUGAGAAGAAAAAGCGGAAAAGCGCACGGAAGAAGAAUAUCGGACCAUCGAAUUCAGCUGGCGAGGCGAUCGAAAAAAUGUUACAAGAAAAGAAAAUUUCCACUAAAAUCAAUUACGACAUUUUGAAAACACUCACCGACAGUGCGAGUCCAGCAGAACCGGCACCGGAAGUCCCUAUGAAGCACGAAUCAAAUGAUAUCGAUAUUCUAUCACGCACCAGAAUCAAGCCGGAAAUAGCUCUGAGUCGCGCAUCACGACCAACUGUAAAUUUAGGUGGUUCUUCUCGCAGAAAACCCGCCGUUACGGCAACACUUCCUGUGGUUGAGAGCGAAGAUGUGAAACCUGUCAUCGUGGAAACGCCAGGCCUCAAGAUAGAGCAAGAACAUAUAAUUGAGGACUACGAUGAAGAGGCUGAAGACGAACCUGAACCAGAACCUGAAAAGGAGCACAAAUCUCUAGCUGACAUGCUGAAUACUGGAGAUGAUGAUGAUUACUAUGGCUACGAAGAAGAUUACUAAUAGGUAAUAUUUUCUUAUCUAAAUUUAUUAUAUAAUCUUGAACUUGAUACGUUAUUGUUUCGUAAAAUCGUAGAAAUUAAAAUUAUUCUAUCAUGCAUUGAUAUUAUACUUCAAAGGUUCAAACAUGCAUCUGCUUAUGUUCGCAUAGCCUACAUAAGCUUCAUUGUCACUUUUAGCUUAACCGAUGACUAAAUGCAGUUAUGAAGUAACUGUAAUUAGUGAAUGUUGGAUUAUGUGUUAUUGAGGCGUUUAUGUUACCUAUGCAAUCAUGGACAAUUGAA